Messenger RNA from Ostreobium quekettii, 794 nucleotides. Lineage: Eukaryota; Viridiplantae; Chlorophyta; Ulvophyceae; Bryopsidales; Ostreobiaceae. The record is from the annotation of a GenBank genome assembly.
AUGCUGCAGACGCUGUUUUGGAGGCUCUGGAUGCCACGCUGAGGAGCUGCACAGCAUUUCAAAUGUCGGAUAUCCAUCCAGCAGCAUCUCCAAGACCCGAACAUGACGAACCGGAGGGUGGACAGACAACCACAGACAAGAUAGUGUCUGGCAUCGGAAAGGCGGCCGUGUAUGCCGCUCAGGGCCUCGCGGUGGGGGCGACGGCAAUCAGCAAGAAAAUCAAGCAAGGGGCCGAUAAGUACAAGGGGAGCACGGAAGCCUGCGAGAGCCCCAAGCCCGUGGACGAGAAGACUAAAGCAAGGGUGGAGACGGCGAAGGCCGUCGCCAAGACGGCCUCCAAGAUCACAGGCGCGGCCAUAGAGGCGGCCGCGGGACUGGCCUCUUCCGUCGCCACCGCAAUCAUCUCUAGCUCCAAGGACAAAGACAAGGACUUGAGCGCCGCUGGCUCGUCUGCCGGUCAGUCUGUUGGCCAGUCCGCCAAGGCGAUCGGCGCCGCGACGCUGGUUGCAGCCGCCGAGGUGUACGAGGCCAUGGACGAGGCCUUCAAGCUCGUGGCGCGCACCGCCGCCAAGGCCACGGCGGAGGUGGUGGAGCACAAAUAUGGCAAGGACUACGGCGAUACGGCGUACGAUGCCAUGUCCGCGGCGGGCCACUCCGCGGAGGCGUACACUGCGAUGAGGAAGAUGGGCAGGAAGACGGUGCUGAAGGUGGCCAAAAACACCGCCAGCUCUUCCCUGGAAUCUAGCGGCGCCAAGAGCAGUCAGGGGGGCAAGCUGGCCAUGGAGGGCGCCUGA